Molecule: messenger RNA, 2606 nt
Organism: Dinoponera quadriceps
Lineage: Eukaryota; Metazoa; Arthropoda; Insecta; Hymenoptera; Formicidae
Gene: Grip91
Product: gamma-tubulin complex component 3
Exons: 11
Coding region: 121-2592 (823 amino acids)
Biological process (GO): meiotic cell cycle; cytoplasmic microtubule organization; spindle assembly
Cellular component (GO): gamma-tubulin small complex; spindle pole; equatorial microtubule organizing center
Molecular function (GO): gamma-tubulin binding; microtubule minus-end binding
Source: RefSeq, a predicted model, not a curated record
GUAUGUUGGCGCUCUGUCAGCGCGAGCCGUGGACGGUGUUGAACGGCGUCGCGGGGCAUAAAUAUUAUUUAGAUGUGAUAAUAUAGAACAAGGGAAUUAAUAUAUCAAACGUCAAACAAGAUGAAUGCCACCGAAGCGGAAACUAUCGCCGAUCAGGUGCAGAAUAUGAUUGUUUCUCUUUGCGGCGAACAAAAGCCAGAACUGAUUAGAAGAUUUAUGCGUUUUUCCCUUGGGUUACUGUCAUCUGCUCAUGGUAUAGAAACACUAAGGGAGGAUGAAGUGACUGUAGCAACGUGUAUAAGGAGCAAAUUGUCGGAACGUGACGCAGUAGAAUUUGAUAAAUUACACAGUGAUUUAAAGGAUGGGCCACUGAAGAAUCGUAUGAGUAUUCUAAUAUUUCUGCUAAACAUGGGUCAACCGGCAGAACAGAUGAAGGAUAGGAUUUUCUCGUUUCCAGACAUGAGGCUGGGUUUAAGUCCGAUCGCGUCCACCAGUGGGCAAACGUCGCAAACAUCAUGUUCUCCGGCGCAAGUUGUAUCCGUGAAUACCACAGAGACGAGCUCGAGAGGAUUGCUGGUAAAUCCAAGUAAGAUAUUCAACGAAGAGUGCGUCUCGGAAGAUGUACUGGUCCAGGACUUGAUAUAUUCCUUCCAAAGCGUGGAGGGGAAGGUCUUGAAGCUGGAUUCAAGCUACGGCUUUCAGAUUGAUUCCGCAGCGAAAAUCAACAGAUCGCAAAGGCAGGCCGUCUCGAGACUGAGCGAGCUAGGGUACUUACAUAAUAUAGUGCGAAGAGGCUUGGAGAGAAUGUCCGGGGCGAAUGCAGGCAGAGUCGCCAACAGUUUUGUCGCUGCGCUGCACAAGGAAUUAUCAGAAUAUUACAGAUUCGUCGCCGUAAUGCAGGAAGAGGUGAAUAGGUCGCAAAAUCAAAUGGUCAUGUACGGAGUCACGCUGUCUCAGUUGCACUAUUGGACAUGCGACCCCUUCGAGACGUUGAAGUGGUUGGCGAGCAUAGUGAGAGCCUGUCAGGGUCUGAAGGGCGGUGCACUGGCGUCCGCCGUCUACAACUUCAGCUGCCACGGCGACGCCAACGUGAAGAAUCUCGUCAAGAGGAUCUUGGAGAGCGUCUGCAAUCCCUUGUACAACAUGCUUAUGAAGUGGAUCGCCGACGGUGAACUGGACGAUCCGUAUAAAGAGUUUUUCAUUCAAGCGUGCGCCGAUGUCAGCGGCGACCGGAUGUGGCACGACAAGUACCAAGUGAAGAGCUCCAUGUUACCGUCGUUCAUCAGCAAGGCGCAGGCGAAGAAGAUCCUGGGCACGGGGAAGAGCAUCAAUUUCCUGCGCGAAGUUUGCAAGGAUUUCACACCCUGGCAGGGUAGACACGCGGACAUGUUCGGGGACAGCGACGAAGAGUACAAUGUUGAGGUCUUUUUCGACAUGGAUCCGGACGGUCGCUUGCAAACCACGAUGGAUACUGCUUACAAGGAAACCUCGACUAGAGUUGUCGAGAUAUUAACGAAACAGUAUCACCUUAUGGAACACCUGCAGGGAAUCAAGAGCUACCUAUUGCUUGGCCAAGGCCACUUUAUCCAACAUCUGAUGCACUUGUUAGGGCCUGAACUAGCUAAACCAUCGAAUUCUCUAUAUCCUCAUAACAUAUCAUCUAUACUCGAUACCGCGAUAAGAGCGACCAGUGCAAAAUUGGACGACUUGGACGUUCAGAGACGCCUGGACGUUAGACUGUUGGAUCCUUCGGAAAACGAAACAGGAUGGGACGUCUUCUAUCUGGAUUACAACGUCGACGGACCGAUAGGAACGAUUCUGGAGCCGUGCAGGCAGACGUAUCAAACGGUGUUCUUUGCGCUGUGGCGGGCGAAGAGGAUGGAGUCGAUCUUGUCCGGCAUUUGGAAGCGGCAGACUACAUCGGCCAAAAUGUUCCGGAGAAUGCCGGAAGUGUUGCCGAUCCAGAAUCAUAUACACCUAAUCACCAGCAGCAUGGUCCACCUGGUUCAUCAGAUGUUGUAUUACUUUUUAUUUGAGGUGAUUGAAUGUUCUUGGGAUACAUUCGCGAAGCAACUUGUCCAGGCGACGUCUCUCGACGACAUAAUCGCGGCUCACAAUCACUUUGUUGAUUCUGUGAGGCAUGGUACGCUGUUAGAUGAAAAAUCACAGAAACUUAUGGAUCACCUGCGCUCCGUCUAUUAUCCGAUACAGGAUCUCCAGAAUCACGAGGAGACCUUCCUCGCGCGUGCUACACAGGAAUAUGAAGCGAGAUUAAAAACCGACGACUUUGCGCAACCGAAGAAAUCGGGCCGUACGAAUAAGAAGGAUCAAGAAGCUGUAGAGAGAGAGGCGGCGUUCUCCAAGUAUCUGAACACGUUCUCGAGGCAACUGAAACUACUUUCAAGAACUUACCAGGAUCGUGUGAAAAAAUUCUUACUAAUGCUCGCCUCUGCUGAAGACGUGUCGCUACAGUUACUCAGUGUGCGAUUAGAUUUUAACGAGUAUUACAAGAGUCAGGAUAACCGAUUAGUCGCGCCGUUAACAUAUCAACACCGUAGACAAAGUGAUCAGACUUUCUUUGGAUGCAAGUGACAAUCGGCAGCGGA